UGAGUGGCAUUGAACAAUUUUCAAUAUGCGUUCGAUUUAUUGAUAAGAUUGACGAUGAAUAUAUAAUUCGAGAAGACUUUUUGUGCUUUAUUCCUGUUGAGGAUGUUACCGGAAAAGGUCUUGCAAAUACAUUGCUGACUAAGAUGAAGGACAUCGGCAUAAACUUGGUUAAUAUGAGAGGACAAGGCUAUGAUGGGGCGCGUGCAAUGAGUGGAAAGUUCAACGGUUGUGCUGCCAAAGUUCGAGAAUUAUAUCCGGAAGUUAUUUACGUCCACUGCGCUAAUCAUAAUUUAAAUUUAGCUAUUACCCACGCGUGCAAAAUAUCAUCCAUCCGAAAUUGCAUAGGAACAAUUAAAGAAGUUGUAAAUUUAUUUCGCUUAUCUAAUAAAGCAGGUCUAGUUUUAAAAGAUAAAAUUAAAGCAUCUU
Messenger RNA from Sipha flava (yellow sugarcane aphid), 426 nucleotides. RefSeq names its product 52 kDa repressor of the inhibitor of the protein kinase-like. The transcript is spliced from 2 exons. The annotation marks the transcript as partial. The record is from RefSeq and is a predicted model, not a curated record. NCBI's taxonomy places the organism in Eukaryota, Metazoa, Arthropoda, Insecta, Hemiptera, Aphididae.